CAUUUGUGAACACACUGCCGGAAUCCAUUUUUCUAUCUUUGUUACAUCAAAAAUUUUGUCUAUCCGAGGCCGUUCGUUUGGUUGAAAUUCGUGUAAACAUUCCUUACGCAAGAUUACGUUACGGUCACGAUUAUUCGGAUCAGUAGAUCAUUGACAACAGUCGGGUGAGGACGAACAAUGGCCGCUGCAGGAAGCACGAGUGCCGGUACAAUUUUGCAGAAACUUGGCUUGAAACCGAUCACGAAAUGUAGCCUCGUCAAAUUUUACGCUCCUGCUUUCGGUGUCGCCUCGUACACAGCGUUGUCUAUUAACGUAAUGAACCCGAGUCUUGUCAUCAGGGUCUUUCCAAAGAAAGAUAUUACAAAUUUCUUAUUGGGAAGUGCUCUUCUUGGCACUGGGUCUUACAUAUAUACUCGUGAUCACUUGAAAACUGCUCCUACAUGUGUAAAAGUUCUGUACAGUACUGCUGGAGCUGUAUUGCUGAGCUUUGGGUCAGUUUUAGUAUGGGCAGUACUUCGAUCUGUUGUACCACCUAAUCCAACUCUAUGUACAGUAAUUGGCAUCAGUUCUGGGCUUGCGUUCAUCAAAGUUGGUUCCAGUUAUCUAAACUUCGUUGAUGAACAGAUACCAAAGAAGUAGAUUAAACGGAGUUUUAUAAUUGAUGUAUGUCAGUGUGUACUAAACGCGUCUAAAGAAAAAAUUUGCAAUAACAUAACAAAAUAGAAUUGAUGACAAAGAUAGAAGAUGUAACAUUAAGCAAAGAAUUCUUGAAAGUUUAUAAAUUUUUAUACUUUCUAUGAUCUUUGCUCUAUAAAUGUUGUAAGAUAACAAGCAAAAUUAUGUUGAGAAUAACCAGAAGUUGCUUUUAUUUUGUGUUUGUUAAUUAUUUGCAAGUUCUGAUAAUUACAAGAAGAACAUAUAAAGCAAAAAUCUAAAUAUUGUUAUCGUAUUUUGCAUGAAAUGUGUAAAUGAUGAAAAACUGAUUCCAUAAAAUGCAAAAUAUAUCUUACAUUUUUUAAUGUAUGAAAUUAUAUAAUUUAUAUUUUAAAAAUUAAAAAAAUAGAAAAAGAAGUGAAAGAAGAAUUUUGUCACAAUUUAAAAUGUUUUUGUAACACGAGCACAUUUUUUAAAACAUAUAUCAUCUUCAUUCAAGUAAUUGAUUAGCAGUAGUGGUAGAAUUGUGCACAUUUCUUCAGCAGUUUUAAUAAAUGUUAGAAAAAAAAUUCAAAGGUUUUAUGUUAUAAUAAAUUAUAUAAUAUUUGGAAUCAGUGUAAGUAUUAACAAAUAAAAGACACAUUACUGAGAAUUAAUUUUAAACCACGACAAAGUGUGUAUAAUUAGCAAAAAUAUACAUGUGUGCACCAUAACAGAAAAUUGUAUUACUUGUACAAUAAAUUCUGUUACAAAUCUAAA
This is a messenger RNA of Frieseomelitta varia, 1413 nucleotides long. RefSeq lists its product as uncharacterized. Lineage: Eukaryota; Metazoa; Arthropoda; Insecta; Hymenoptera; Apidae. The transcript has 3 exons. Bases 178 to 639 code for a protein of 153 amino acids. The record is from RefSeq and is a predicted model, not a curated record.